Molecule: messenger RNA, 2961 nt
Organism: Oncorhynchus keta (chum salmon)
Lineage: Eukaryota; Metazoa; Chordata; Actinopteri; Salmoniformes; Salmonidae
Source: RefSeq, a predicted model, not a curated record
AGGCAGAAUGAAAUUGCUGACCUCCUUGAACUACAGCACAAACAGGCCACACUCCCUGUUAGGGAGAUACCUAUGUUUGACGGUGAUCCUCUAAACUUUAGGCCAUUUAUGCGUGCAUUUGAGCAUGGAAUAGAAGAUAAGACAAGCAGCCACCAGGAUAGGCUCUAUUACCUGGAACAGUACACCUCUGGUCAGCCCAAGGAUCUAGUCCGUAGUUGUCUGCAUAUGGAAGCCAGAAGAGGCUAUGCAGAGGCUAAGAGGUUGUUAAAGGAACACUUUGGCAAUGAAAUCAAAGUCACCACUGCUUACAUGGAAAAAGCUUGGAACUGGAUACACAUCAAACCGGAUGAUGGAAAGGGACUGGGUGGCUAUGCACUCUAUCUUAGAGGAUGCUGUAACGCUAUGCAAGACCUACAGAACAUGGAAGAGCUUAAUCUUCCCUCCAACAUAAAGUUGAUCAUUUCAAAACUUCCCUACAAACUAAGGGAAAAAUGGAGGUCUACAGCAUGUGAUAUUUUAGAGAGACGCCACCUGAGGGCCCAGUUCAGUGACCUUGUGACGUUCAUGGAAAAACAGGCAAAAAUACUGCAGGAUCCGUUGUACGGAGAUAUCCAAGAUCCCCUGACCAACAAAAGGUUUUUUAAAACCAAAACAGAAGCUGACUUUAAACAGCAGUUCAAGUCCAAGAGUAGGGGAAGCAGCUUUGCCACUGCAGUAGAUGUACUGGCAGAUUGUGACUCGGAAAAACAUCUAAAAGAACAAACAUUCAAAGUCAAGAAACCAGGCACCUACCCUUCUGAUGCUCCCAGUAGCUCAUGUGUAUUUUGCGCUGGUGAGCAUUUCCUGGUCGACUGCCAACAGGUGAAGGCACAGCCACACGAAGCCAAGGUUGAGUUUCUGAGAUCAAAAGGCCUUUGUUUUGGCUGUUUGAUGAGAGGACACUUAAGCAAAGAAUGUAAAAGAAGGAUGACCUGUCAGAAAUGUCAAAGAAAGCACCCCACUAUCCUGCACAUUGAAGGAAGAGAGGGAUUUAGAUCUCUGAAGGCAGAUACGAGGGGUGUAGCAGUAAAGCGGGAGGAGACUGUCAGCAGUGCUCUUGUUUCACUGGAAGCUGGUGAAGAUACCGGGGCCGGUACAGAUUGUGCACUUGCGAUUGUGCCAGUUCAAGUAAAGAUGGCAAAUGGAAGCAAGUCUACGUUAACCUAUGCAUUUCUCGAUUCUGGUAGCUCAGCAACAUUUUGUACGGAGAGACUCAUGAGGCAGUUGCAAGCUAAAGGCAGUGAGACUGAAAUUCUGCUACGCACAAUGGGCCAGGAGAGUCCUACCAAGAGCUUUGAGAUAUCUGGAUUAGAGAUUGGCAAUGUGGAAGGUGACACAUUUCUUGCAUUACCAAAGGUCUACACCCAAAAUAAGAUCCCAGUGACAAGAGAGAACAUUCCCACUCAGAAAGAUCUCAAAAGGUGGCCAUACCUGAAAGAAGUUCAGUUGAAGGAAAUUGACGCCGACGUCGAACUCCUGAUUGGCGUAAAUGCUCCAAAGGCAAUGGAACCCUGGAAAAUCAUAAAUAGUCAAGGCAACGGACCGUAUGCAGUGAAAACCCUCUUUGGAUGGGUGAUGAACGGUCCUCUUAACAAUUGUACCAUGGCAGAAGAAUCUGGGCACACUACGGUGAUGGCCAAUCGUAUCUCAAUUGCCGACCUGGGGGUUCUUCUUGUAAAUCAGUACAACCAUGACUUCCCUGAGAGAGGGUAUGAAGAGAAAAGUGAGAUGUCAGCUGAGGAUCAUAGGUUUAUGGAGAUCGUAUCAAGUUCCAUAACCCUCAAAGACCAUCACUACUACUUACCGUUGCCCUUUCGCAAAAAGGAUGUUGUCCUGCCAAACAAUCGUGACAUGGCAAAGCAGCGGGCUCUAAAUAUUAUCAGGAAGUUCAAGAAGGACAAAGGUUACGCUGCAGAGUACAAAGGCUUCAUGGAAGAGAUGAUAACAAAAGGUUACGCCGAGAAGGUACCACAAGAACAGCUCCUCGGAGAGAAAGGCAAGGUAUGGUACAUACCACACCAUGGCGUUCACCAUAAGCGCAAAGGAACGAUACGAGUAGUGUUUGACUGUUCAUCAUCCUAUAAAGGUACAUCUCUUAACAGUGAACUCCUUCAAGGCCCUAACCUGGCAAACACGCUUAUAGGAGUCUUGCUAAGAUUUCGGCAAGAGCACAUUGCCAUGAUGGCAGACAUCGAAGGAAUGUUCCAUCAAGUACGUGUCCAUGAAGAUUACUUAGACUUCCUGCGAUUCCUAUGGUGGCCGGAUGGUGAUACUAACAAAAGAUUGGAGGAGUACAGAAUGACAGUACAUCUUUUCGGUGCUAUAUCCUCUCCAAGUUGUGCAAACUUUGCACUGCGAAAGACUGCAGAAGACAACUGUGAGAGGUACGAUGAAGAAGUAAUUCAAACAGUCAAGUCCAACUUCUAUGUUGAUGACUGCCUCAAGUCAGUGGCCACAGAAGAACAAGCCAUAGCUCUCACAAAAACCUCAGGGAUGUGCUCUCAGGGUGGGUUCAAAUUGACCAAGUGGGUCAGCAACAGCCGCACUGUGCUGGCUUCUAUCUCUGAUGAACACAAAGCCAAGCAGAUAAAAGAACUGGACCUGGACAGAGAAAAGCUGCCUGUUGAAAGAGCACUUGGAAUCCGAUGGAACAUUGAAAGUGAUGCAUUUACCUUCAGAGUUACUGUCAAGAACAGACCCCUUACAAGAAGAGGUAUUCUCUCAACUGUCAGCUCUAUUUAUGAUCCAUUAGGUUUCCUCGCCCCAUUUGUAUUAAAGGCAAAGCAAAUCCUUCAAGUGCUCUGCAAGCUAAAGUGUGGAUGGGACGAAGUCAUCCCUGAAGAACACUAUUUCAUGGCAGAGAUGGCUCUCAGAGCUGGACCAGCUCUCCAGAUUCCAGAUAGACAGGUGUAUGAUGCCUGA